Scatophagus argus is the source of this 5449-nucleotide messenger RNA. It is a transcript of the gene frmd3, whose product is annotated as FERM domain containing 3. The record is from RefSeq and is a predicted model, not a curated record. Gene Ontology annotation, cellular component: cytoskeleton. The transcript is spliced from 15 exons. Bases 264 to 2135 code for a protein of 623 amino acids. Lineage: Eukaryota; Metazoa; Chordata; Actinopteri; Scatophagidae. Gene Ontology annotation, molecular function: cytoskeletal protein binding.
GAGAGGGAGAGAGGGGAAGGAAAAGCCAACCUCCCUCCUGUAGAUCCAUCAGUGAGCAGGCAGGGAGACGAAUGCAGCUUACCCAUCCAUCCAUCCAUCUCUCCAUCCACCCAUUCAUCCCCAAGGGCGUCACAAGGGGUGACAAGACCCGAGCGAAGGACGCAUACAUGCAUGCGUGUGUAUGCGUGUGCCCUCCGUGUAUGUGCGUCUGCUCUGCUCGUGGAUCCGCUGACAUGAGGAGCUGAAACAGAACCGACAGGAGGAUGAAAAUGCUCCGGUUUCGCAGCCCCAGCAUCCGCUCCUUGGACCAGGAGGUCCUGUGCACGAUCCGGUUACUGGACGACUCCGAGAUCUCCUGCAGCAUCCAGAGAGACACCAAAGGCCAGUUCCUGUUGGACCAUGUGUGCAACCACUACAACCUACUCGAGAAAGACUACUUUGGUAUUCGAUAUGUGGACCCUGAGAAACAGAGGCACUGGCUGGAGCCCAAUAAGCCCGUGGUGAGGCAGAUGAAGUCUCAGCAGCCGUACAUGAUGUGCUUCCGGGUCAAGUUUUAUCCCAGCGAGCCGAUGAAAAUCAAGGAGGAGCUCACCAGGUAUCUCCUGUACCUCCAACUGAAGAGAGAUAUCUACCAUGGUCGUCUGCUCUGUCCUUUUGCUGAAGCUGCAUAUCUGGGAGCUUGCAUCGUACAGGCCGAGCUCGGGGACUACGACCCAGAGGAGCACCCAUCAGACUACAUCAGAGACUUCAAGCUGUUCCCUAAACAAUCCCUCAAACUGGAACGCAAGAUUAUAGAAAUACACAAGAACGAGCUGCGUGGUCAGUGUGCUGCAUUAGCAGAGCUCAACAUGCUCCAAAGGGCUCACAGCCUUGAAACCUAUGGAGUUGACCCUCACCCGUGCAAGGAUUUCACAGGUUCCACAGCCUUUCUCGGGUUCACAGCCACAGGGUUUGUGGUCUUCCAGGGAAACAAGAGGAUCCACCUCCUCAAAUGGAAUGAUGUUAGCAAGCUGAAGUUUGAGGGAAAAACCUUUUACGUCAUCGGGAUCCAGAAAGAGAAGAAACUGGUGUUGACAUUUCACACCUCGACCCCUGCAGCAUGUAAACACCUAUGGAAGUGCGGGGUGGAGAACCAAGCCUUUUACAAGUGUGCGAAGUCAAGUCAGAUAAAGACAGUUUGUAGCAGUAACAUCUUCUUCAAAGGCAGCAGGUUCAGAUACAGCGGAAGAGUAGCCAAGGAGGUGAUUGAAGCCAGCUCUAAGAUUCAGAGAGAGCCUCCAGAGGUGUGCAGAGCCCGCUUUGGUCAGAGUCGAAGUUUCAACUCUCUGAGUCAUAAAAACCUCAUCAUGAACAUGGAGCCGCUGGUACCUGCACUUCCCUCCACCAACGAGUAUGAAGAGACAGCCACAGACAAUGGUGCUGUUUCUGUGAAGGACUCUGUCCCCCUGUCUCCUCUCAAACCUACAGCUGCACCUGCAGAUGCAGAGCAACAAGGCACCGAAGGAGCAAACCUCACUGUGGGUAGUGACCUGCAGCCUCCUCAUGUUUCCAUGGAAACUUCAAAUCUCCGACCUCAGACCCCCAAAGCCGAAGAUGAAGUGGAGGAAGAUGACGAAUCCAGUGGUCCACUCACCAUUUCUGAGCUUGUCUACAGUCCCUGUGCCAGCAUGCUGCCCACCCCAGUGGACAUCAGUCAGGGAGGCGUCGACUUGCUCUUCUCCUCUCCAGUCCAGAGCCCUGCCAGGCUGCUGAGGGAGCUCCAUGCUGACCCUGACAUCCAGGCCCAGCUGGAGGCUGAGAGGGAGCGAGACCGGGCCUAUGAACGCACCCGUCUGGCUGCAAGAGGUCAAAUCGGCGGAGUCCUGAGCAGCAGCUUGCGUCUGCUCUCGUCCAAUGAGAGAGUAAACGCAUAUGUGCUGAGCGUGGCCCGCUUCGUUGCCAUGAUAAUGGGCGUGCUGCUCGUUACUGUUCCCACACUGCUGCUACUGCUGGAGUCAGACAUCGACGUGUCGUUCCUCCAUGAGAUCCGCCAGACGCCAGAGUUUGAGCAGUUUCACUACGAGUAUUACUGCCCGCUUCGGCGCUGGAUCCUUUGUAGGAUCAACAUGGCCAUGGAGAACCUCUGGUCAGAUUGAAGAGGAAAAGAAGCGUAAGGAAAAGGAGAGAGUGAGGAGUCACAAACAAAUAUGCCCAAAUGUCUGUCUUAACAUGUAAUUUCAUCUUAUAUUCAGUCUUAACAAGUGGUAUCUCUUGAGACAAAUGAACCAGUCUGCCGAUGGGAGGAAACAAUUUCACUUGUUUAAGAACAAGUCCAGUUCAUUUCCAGCGGGUGCGAUGGAGCAUUCACCAAAAGGAAGUAGGUUUUAUCAAAGAGAAACACUGUCAGGGUUCCCAAAAUGAGGAUGUCUCUUUGUACAACAUUACGAUUAAUUUACACUGAAACAAAUAGAUUUGUUUCACCUCUUUGGCAGCACUAUUUACGGUCUUGGAAAAAAAAAGAGAGAAAUGAGAUUUUAAACAUAGGAUCCAGUCACUUGUUAAGAUAGACACAUUCGGCAGUGAUGAACUGGAGAGAAAGAGAACAAGAAAUGCUGUAAGUGCUUGGAAAUGAGAGAUUCAUGAAAAUAAAAAAAAAUUGAGGGAAGACAGAGAAAAAGUCAGAAAAAGAUUCCAAAAAGAAAAGAAGUGGUUGGUUUAGUUUUAAUAGACGUUUUAAAGGUCGGCUCACUCCUGAUGCUGACAAGAUGAUUCAGUGACUUGGUGUGGUAAAAAUCACCAACAGAUCUGAUUGGUUCUCACUAUUGGAGAAGAGCACCUGAUUGGUCACCGAACCUGUCAGUCAUGACGGAGCCAGUGGGCACAGAGAGAGAAUUGACUGAUUGGUCACUGAGCAUAACAAUAGCCACAGUCAGAGGUACAUAUAUAUUUAAAAACAAGAGAGAGAAAUUGAUAAUUAAUACCAAUCUUAAAUAAGUUGUUUUUAACCUUUUGUACAUUUUUAUGUGAUCCAGAACUUUCAGGAAUUUUUCAGUCAGAGGAUCUACUUUGAGCUUAUUUUGAAAUUAAGAGUUUACAAAAGAUUACAAAAAAAAAGCUAAUUUAUUGAAGUUUAUCGGGGUGAUGGGUGUUGAGAAAAAUUUAAGCUAUUUUUUAAGACUACCGUCGGCGUUUGUUGACCUGGUAGUACCCUGGGUUUUUCCUACAGAGACUAUAGCACAAAUCUUUUACACAGACCACAAAUUACAACUGUUUCAGAUUAUGUGAUGUCAUUUUGAAAUAACGGAGGGCAGCAGAAGAGAAACGUCAGUCUGUUUGUGAUGAUAAAACUUGUGUGUUUUGUUGAACUCCUACACGUCUUCUGAACUAAAUGUUAGCUCACUAGUUGAGGCUACUGGUGUGUCUUUCAGUGUGCAUGAAGAAGGUUUUAACAUGAAAAGUAUUGGGAAGGAAAGGUUGCUGUGGGGUAUGGUGUUGUUAUACUGGGUAAAACUUUUGGCCUCAUGGGUCAUUUGUUGGUUGGUGCGGAGCUCUGUGUAUGUUUCAGUGGGAUUUAAAGUGAUACGAUGGUGCACUCGAAACAGGUGGAGCAGGUGUGUAUGCUACACUGGUGGCAUGUGACACAUGUGUGACACAGGGGAUGCAUUCAGUUGUCUAAAUCAUCCGUUCAUUCUUCUGCCGUUGAUGCUGAUCAAGCUUAACGAACGCAGUUGCAGGCAUUUAAAUUACAGAAGCAGCUCAGCAUUUAUGUCGCCAAGUCCAAUUAGAAAUGAUUUGUAGCCGUUUCUAAGAGGAUCUGUGAUAAGGCGUUGUUGAGCAUCCUGUGUUUAUCAUUUAAAUGACUGCUAGCUGGUUACACUCUUAAGCAGUGUACAUGACAGUUAUAUGCUCAUUUUAGGAACUGUAGGGGCGAGAUGUUCAAGAGUGAAUCUUGAGAAAUAUGAUUCUUGCUUGAGUUGAUGAGCAUUCACUGCUGAUAUGGUUGUGGUUCCCAAAAAGUCUGGAGCCAUAGUUGAACAAUACUUGGGUUAAAACUGAGCAGAGAUUAAAAAACAAUUUAAAAAUAGAGGAAUGAGUAGUUGAUUGUGGCUUUGCUCCAAGAGUGUCCAGAUGGGUUGGUCUUAGAAAUACAAAAAGGAGGUUAAACAAUGUAAACUUGCAAUGUAAACAAUGUAAACUACAGAUGAGAAAUGCAUUAGCGACUUUUGGGAACUUAACAGCCAUCAACAUGCGAUUGUUCAUCAUACAAAGAGUGCCUGUCUGUUAUAAUGUAGUGGCUCUGAAUGGAGAGGGGAACAGAGAGGUACAGCAAUGAGAAAUGACUUCAGGUCAAAAAAAAAAAAAAAAAACAAACAAAAAAAACCAACAACAAUAAAAAACCCAUAAAAAAAUUCUAUUCAAAAUGUAGUUUGAUUUGGAUCAACUUCUCAGGAAUGGGCAUUAGCAGUUUAUGUUCAUAUAUGUCAAGAAAAUACCCCCCAAAAAAAAUUGCACAGCAGACACCAUAUAGUUAAUCCAUUAGAAUCAUAUAUGUCAUGCUAUUAUGAAUAUCCAAACACGGUAUGUAUUUAUACCAAGUCUGUAGCCAGACAUAAAUAUGGCUGCAGACUGUCUGUGUUGUUGUAGCCUCAUUUCACUCAACUCAACAUAUGCAUCCAUGUCAUUUGUCAUUAUAACAAAAAUAUUACCCAAAUAGUCUCUGCUGUUGAGAGCCUUCGCACAGCAUUUCGGUUGUUACCGAGAACUGAACUCAUGGUGUGAAUUUUAUUUUCAGAUAUCACUCUUUGUACUCUUUGGCUGCUCCAGAGGCUUCUGCAGCGCUCAUCGCCAUCAAAACCCUGUCCUUAUAAUCAGUCAAAUGUUGCUGCCUCAUAUUACCAGCUGUGUAACUCUGUAUAUUUUAUGCAUUACGUUUAUACAUAUAUAAAAAAAAAUAUGCAGUAACAACAGAAACACGCUUAUUUGGAACAAAGCAUUUAUUUUCCUACUACAGUACAUGCACUGAGUUUCGAUGUUGAAACCGAGCGAAGGGCCAAACCACUAUGAUGACAACGUUUGCAUUUAACAUCACGGACUCUGAGAUUUAAAAAAACAAAAACAGUUUCACUGUAGUGGUUGAAGCUGUUUUGUAUGCACUGCUGAAUGAUCACCAUUUUCCCAUGAUAAUCUAACAAAGGCGAGGUGUCAUCAUAUCAUGAUCCUGUCUCCAUGUGUAGUGUUUUGCUCUUUCACAUGCACCAAAACGCUCAAGCUCAAGAUUCACUGUAGAUCUAAAAUAGAAAUACUCUGUAUAGGCUUCAUGUACACAGCUGUUUAUUUCUGUGCUUCAUCCUCCUCUUAACUAACCCAGGGUGUCUCUCACUCUCCUCCUUUUGCUGACCUCUCAGUGCAAAUCGCAUGACCUCAUCUGUAAAUACUGUGUUAAUAGUAAAAAAUAGAAGGAAAAAAAAAA